AUGGAGCUCGACUCGUUGUAUCAUUUAUUACAACACAGUUGCUGGGAUGUCGAUAGUCAUGCGCGCCUUUGGCAGAUUGAACCUGAACACGACCACGGUUACAUUGCACGAGUACCUCCCGUAAAUAGCGGUUUUUCAGCAUUGUCGCCCAACUGUCGGACUUUAUUGCUGUCAAAUCUUUCAGGAGCAAUCGAACUUUACCCUCUGGGACAAUCCAAGUUAAAGCAAUCUUUCAAAUAUGUUUCUGACGCUACUAGGAAUGUACCGCUUGAAGUUGCGUUUACCCACAAUGGUCAAGUCGUCCUAUCUGGUGCCCCCCGUGGAAACGUACCCCUUUGGGAAACUAAGACGGGAGACCUUAUUCAAACUCUCACUCAUGAAGAUGACUUGAUUCAGAUUAUUUGUGCUAAACAAUAUCGGACCACUGGUUACAUUGCUGCCGCUGCCGCUGAAAAAAGCGAGUCAACUUACAUCAGAAUAUGGAAAGCACAGCUCACUUCGGAUGCCCGGGAGUCAUUGCUUGAUUCAUUGACAAGCACAUGGAAAUUCUACAUCUAUGCCAAUGUCGAGGAAAAUGUUCGAGAGCUCCAGUUUUAUAUCUUGGGAGGUAUUGCUCUCAUCGUGGCCACGUAUGCGUUCUAUCGCGACAGCACCUCUAUGGAAGUGAAAUUACAACUGCUAGUAUGUAUGCCUCUACGCCUAUAUGCCACCCAUUAA
This is a messenger RNA of Serpula lacrymans var. lacrymans S7.9, 717 nucleotides long. RefSeq lists its product as uncharacterized. Bases 1 to 717 code for a protein of 238 amino acids. Gene Ontology annotation, molecular function: protein binding. The record is from RefSeq and is a predicted model, not a curated record. Lineage: Eukaryota; Fungi; Basidiomycota; Agaricomycetes; Boletales; Serpulaceae. The transcript is spliced from 7 exons.